UAACUCUAAAACCCACCAAAUCAAAACAUCUAAACUCCAAAAAAUACUCAAACUUCCAAGAUGAACCACCUGAAAUUCUUCCCCAUUUUCUCUCUCCUCCUAGCCCUAACUUCCCUGUUCUCCACACCCACCAAUGCAGCCAUGUUUGUAGUGAGAAACAACUGCCCUUACACAGUGUGGGGUGCAGCAGUGCCCGGUGGUGGCCGGCAAAUGAACCCUGGUGCAACAUGGAUUGUUUACGCCAACCCUGGGCAGACUGCAGCCCGGAUUUGGGCCCGUACCGGCUGCCGAUACAACGGGCAGAACGGGCUCAUAUGCAACACAGGAGACUGUGGUGGGCAAUUCCAUUGCACAGGCUAUGGAAGAGGCCCCAACACCUUAGCUGAGUAUGCCUUAAAACAGUGGAAUGACCUUGAUUUCUUUGACAUUUCCUUGGUGGAUGGGUUUAAUGUACCCAUGAGUUUUUUGCCCACAAACGGGUGCAAUAGAGGGCCUACUUGUGCUGCUGAUCUUAACGGGCCGUGUCCGGGUCCGCUACGGGCCAAUGGUGGGUGCAACAAUGCUUAUAAUUACAGUUACUCAAGGUUUUUCAAGGGAAGGUGCCCUGAUGCUUACAGUUAUCCACAAGAUGAUGCAACUAGCAUGUAUUCUUGCCCUUCUGGCACUAAUUAUAAGGUUACCUUCUGCCCUUGAUUUAUUCAAGGGAAACACUUGGUAAUCUUAAUUAAGCUUUCGAAUACUCUACUCUUAUGAAUAAAUGGAUUAGUACUAUCCAUAAUCCAUCUUAUGUAAGGAGCUGAGCUUGCAAAUGUUUAAUAUUCUCUACGUUGUAUGCAAUAUGAUUGGUGUUAUACUUUA
This is a messenger RNA of Beta vulgaris subsp. vulgaris (sugar beet), 858 nucleotides long. RefSeq names its product alpha-amylase/trypsin inhibitor. The transcript has a single exon. The record is from RefSeq and is a predicted model, not a curated record. Lineage: Eukaryota; Viridiplantae; Streptophyta; Magnoliopsida; Caryophyllales; Amaranthaceae. The coding region runs from base 61 to 693 and encodes 210 amino acids. Gene Ontology annotation, biological process: defense response. Gene Ontology annotation, cellular component: extracellular region.